Messenger RNA from Triticum aestivum (bread wheat), 694 nucleotides. Its product is annotated as protein FANTASTIC FOUR 1-like. Lineage: Eukaryota; Viridiplantae; Streptophyta; Magnoliopsida; Poales; Poaceae. The transcript has 2 exons. The record is from RefSeq and is a predicted model, not a curated record. Bases 157 to 624 code for a protein of 155 amino acids.
UCUCCUCUUCAUAUUGGCUCGGCCUCGGCUGGCCUCUCACGGAACUCACUCCCCACACCGCCUUCUCCCCUCCUCCUCCUUCAACGCCUCUUGCGCAGGGCAGGCAGCGCGGCGCGGAAAGGAGAGACGCAACGCAAGCGACCCCAUCCACCACCCAUGGCGACGGCGCCGCCCUCGCCGUGCUUGGACCAUCCUUUGGACGACGACCUCCACGACCCUGCAGACCCUCAGCAGAUGGGCGUGAGGAAGGUGAGGCUGCCGGGCCGCCGGCGCCUGUGCAAGCUCGGCGACACCUCCGACGACGACGACGACCAGCCCGAUGCUGCCAGCUGGGAGACGGAGGAACCCAGCGGGGUAUUUCUGGAUUGCGGGGACGAUGAGGACGUGACGGACCAGGAGGAGGAAAGCCACCGCGACACCGACACGGAGGAGUGGGAGGAGGAGGAGGAGGAAGACCACCACGACACUGACACGGAGGAGUGGGAGGAGGAGGAGGAGGAGGAGGAAGACCAGCACGACACUGACACGGAGGAGUGGAAGGAGGAUGACUUCCAGAUGGAGGCCGCCGCCGGGAGCGGCAAGCCGCCGUACAGGCUCCCUGCAAGGGUGUUCAAUGAAAGCUGAAUAAAACUGUUGCUUAUUGAUGAUUUGGUGCGGCAUACAAGAGUAUAUAAGAGGGUACAAACCGACUUGG